CGGUCACACUGAGAGCAAUUAUUUUUACUUGUAGCCGACUUUUGUUUUGUUUUAAUUAAAUUGAUUGCCAGCCAAUUGCUCAAAUUUAAGUCGACAAAAGCGGAAGGAGGGCAGACACACGAUGGAGGCGGUGCCGCGCUUGCAUAUGCUUUGGUUCGCCCUAAAAUCGAGUCCCGAAGGCACCUCGUUUGCGGCUUUGAAAAAGUACAUUGCUGAAUUCUACCAUGAGGACCCCGAGGCCUACUCCAAGGAAGUCCACGCCCUGGAGACGCUGCGCAAUCAGGCCAUGCGCACGACCAAGGAUGGAGCUCCGGUGAUGAAGCGCUAUUACUGCCAGCUCCACGCCCUCCAGAAUCGGUUUCCCCAGCUGGCGGACCGCGCUAUAUUCACCUUCACCUGGAAGGACCUUUACCACAGUGCCGUGCACGAGGUGUCCGACCUGCGAUUCGAAAGGGCAGCCGUGUUGUUUAACAUCGCUGCCUCACACACCCAAUCCGGGGCUUCGGUGACCCGCGGGGAUGUUGAUGGCAUGAAGAUGGCCUGCACCCACUUCCAGGCCGCAGCCUGGGCUUAUGGCGAGUUGCGAGAGCGCUAUGCGAAUGUCAAUAGUGGUGGGGACUUUAUGACCCAAGAGCUUCUGGUCUUUCAGCAACAGGUGUGCUUCGCCCAGGCUCAGGAGUGCAUACUGGAGAAGUCGCUGAUUGACAAUAGAAAGCCCCAUGUUGUUGCAAAGGUGACGGCCCAGAUUGUAGUCUAUUACGGAGCAGCUCUGGCCGCACUACUCACCGGCGGCGAUGAGGGUCCCGUAGCCCAGGUCAUCGACAGUUCCGUAUACAAGUUGUGGAAGAAGUACGUCCGCUUCAAAAUCAACUACUUGAACUGCAUCCUCUACCUGUACCAAGGCCAGCAUGCCGAGGAGAAGCGCCAGAUGGGCGAAAGGGUGACCCUCUACCAGGCCUCUUGGGACAAGCUGGAGGAGGCUCGCAAGGAGUCCAAGGGUCUGCCCGACCAGCGGGAGAUCAACGAAUCCCUCAGUUUCACCGCCGAUGUCGUGGAGGCCAAGCGGAAGAAUGCCAAAAACGAGAACGAGUUCAUCUACCACGAGGCAGUGCCUGAACUGUCCACGAUUGCUGCAGUUCAGGGCGCCAACUUGGUGAACGGAAUCGGCUUCCAGGUGACAGAUGAGGAGCAUGCCGGACCGGAUAUCUUUGCAAGACUGGUGCCGAUGAAAGCCCACGAGGCCAGCUCUCUUUACAGCGAAGAAAAGGCCAAGGUUCUGCGGAAAUAUGGAGCUCUGCUAGAAGAGAAGGAUACCCAGCUGGAGGCCUACAUGAGCUCCCUAACGCUCGACAAUCUGAACAUCAACGAGGAGCAGGCCAACAAGCUGCCGCAGGGCAUCGUGGAUCGAUGUGCCGCCUUGAAUGCCAACAAAACGGCGAUAAGUGACCUGGUGGAGGCCAUGUCGCAGCUAGCCGAGAUUACCGCCGAUGUGGAGACCAAUCUCAACGAGCUGUCGCAGAUGCUGGAGGCCGAAAACCAGGCGGAGAGGGAGUUCCAAACGGCCAGUGGAGUACAGCGUACUCCAAACGCCCACAUAACCGAAUUGUCGCGAGAAUUCCAGAAGUACAGUGAAGCCCACGCUCGGGCAGGGGAAUCUAACAACACGCUAAGGAAGGCAAUGAGCCUGCAUGUGAAUAACUUGAAGAUCCUGGCCAGACCGUUGCCCGAAAUCCAGCAACUGAUGCCCAAGCUAAGUUCCGAGCUGAACACCACCGAGAUCUUCAGGGACGUGAAGCUCAUCCUCAACAAGGUCAACGAAAUGAAGGCCCAACGGGCCCAGUUCCAUGCGGACUUGAGAAUCGCCAUCAAUGAGGACGACAUCACCGGAAAGGUGAUUGCCCACGGGGGUCAGGAGGGUCUGCAGGCGCUCUUCGCCACCGAACUGGCAAAGCACGACAAGAUCACCCAGCUGCUGGACCAAAACAUGCUGGCCCAGGCCAAUAUUCUGCAAGCUCUCACCGAAAACUACGCCAAGGCGGCACCGGUGCUCAAGACACUCCAGGAUGUGAAGCAGAAGCGGGAGCACUUCUACAGCUCCCUGGCUGCCUCCUAUGAUGUCUAUGAGGAUCUGCUGGCCAAGUCCGCCAAGGGCUUGGAGUUCUACAAGAAGCUGGCCGGCAACGUCCAGAAACUGUUGACCCGUUUCCGUUCGGCCAGGGAUGUGCAGUCCGAGGAGCGGCAGCAAAGGAUGCAGAGCGUCAAGGCGGCCACCCCAGUGGUGGCUAGUAGACCGGCCCAGGAAGCAGCUCCGCCCACGCCCACCACUGUUAGUAGCACGCCCAAGCUGAGGGACUACCUGAAGGCCAAGGCAGCCAUGGCAGACAUUGCCAAUCCAGGGUUUGUUCCCACUGUCCGUCCUGUUCCCGUGGGCUCCGAGAAUCCCACCCAGGCCGCCUGCUCCACCUAUGCCACAGCUCCGCCCAACGAACCGCCACCACCCUACAGCCUCCAGCAACAGCAGUAUUUCGAUCCCAGCGCCGCGGGCUACACCAAUCCCAUGUACCAGCAGCAGCAGCAAAAUAUUGCUCCGCCGGCCUACAAGGCCCAGCCGUCGCCCAACUCCCAGACCCUCCACGGGGCCAUGGGGCAGCUGAGCAUGCAGCCGGAUGCCAGUACGGGAGGUUAUAGCUACGGCUACCCAAGCGGAGCUGUUCCGCCACUGGCGUACGCUGCGCCUGGAGCAGCACCUGGAGCGCUGCCUGGAUCGGCUCCGGCAGCUGUUGCUUCUUCGGCUGAGCAGGGUUUCAACUACCAGCAGCCCUUGUAUGUGGCCACUUCAGUGAACGCCAACCCAAGUCCCAGCCAUGGAGAGGUGCCCUCUUCUCUGCAGGCUCCCUAUGUGGUGAAUCAGGCAUCGAAUCCUUACCAGGCACCAGGCGGCUAUCCUGGACAGAGUUAUCAACAACCGGUGGCCUUUAACCAAGCAUCUUCUGGCUAUGGAACAGGAGCAGGACAGGCCCAGCAACCUCUGAGCUAUGCUCCGAAUCAGACCCAGGCUUCGGGGUAUCCAGCACAGACUUCACAAGCCUCACAGCAUCCACCAGCUGCGUAUCCGCAAUCCCAGACUCCCCAGCAGCCAUCUGUCGGAUAUCCACAAUCCCAGACUCCUCAGCAGCUGUCCACUGGAUACCCAAGUCAAUCUCAGCCUAGCUCAGCAUAUGCCCAGGCCGCUGGAUACCCCCCAGUUCAGACAUCGCAGCAACAGGCCGCCGGAUACCCACAGUCCGCAACGCCCCAGCUACAACCCACUGGAUACCCACAGGCCCCAACUCCGCAACAGCCCCUGGGAUAUGCCCAACCACCGGCUGGUUAUGUUCCACAGCAACCCACGCUGUUUCCCUCGCAAGCUGUCCAGUCAUCGCCUCAACCGACUGCAGGCCAUCAAUCCUCGCCAGCUGUUGCUGCUCCUGUUGCGUCUCCUGCCCCUGCUCCAGCACCCUCAGUUGCUCCAAGUCAAGCCUCCGUUCCCCCUCAAGUUCCUGCAUCUUCGCAAGCUCCUUCGGCCACCUACAUCAGCUACUCCAACCAUCCAGGGUACAGCUUCAAUCCGCAGACCGGAAACUACGAGUACAGCAGCGGAUACCAGCAAGACAACAGUACCCUGAAGGGUGCCCAAGGAUCCCAGGGCUACCAGUUCAGCCAGAGUGGCAAGCAACAAGCAGUGGGCACUACGGACUCGGAGAACGCCAAUCGCAGUAAUCCAGCAACAGGUUUCGAUUCCCCCAUCAUCUCCCACACCAAGGCAAGUCUACCGGGCACGGACCCCACUUCCACCGGCGUGAAUCCGGAGUCAUCCAACUACUUCACAACUCAAUAUGGCUACCAAGGCAACGGCAGCGUCCAAAAUCAGCAACAGCAGCAGGAACCACAGCACCAGCAGCCCAAUCCCACGCAUCAGGCGAAACCCACGGGAUCCAUUUACAUUCAAAGUGGUGCCAGCAGCGUGGCCAACACCCAAACGACCACCAGUGGACCGCCCUACGCCUCCUCCACCAGCUCGACCACACCCCAGGUGCCGGAGGUGAAAGCUCAGCCUGUGGCGCCCAAGCCCACCAGCAAUGUGGAUUUGCUGAGCGACCUAGACAUCGAUUGCUCCGCCGCAGUGCCGCCUCCAAUGCUGCCGCAGCCCGUGCUUCAGCCGCAGGUGGUGGUAGCAGCCACACCCACUCCCCCAGCGAGUCAGGUAUCUGCGCCUGAAGCUGUUGUGGAAUCGGUGUCCACCUCCCCGCAGGUACCUCCUCCAGCAGCAGCGGAGGAGAGCCCCUUAGCUGCAGUAACUGCUCCUGCGUCUGCACGGCGAUCAAGCUUAGGCAACCUCUCCAACUGCUCGGAUCUGAGCUCUCUGGAGAACUUUGACUGGGACUCUGUUUCCCUCACACAUUCCGCUACCGAGAAGCAGACCAAACCUGCAGCAUCUGCCAGCAAUGGCACUUUCAGCAACUUUUCAUUCCAAACCGAAACAUUCACGGACGAGAAGACGACAAAGUAUUUCCAAAAGGAGGUGGAGAGCUAUGAGAAGCUCCUGGAGAACCUCCACGUCAAGAUGCUAAAUGGUACGACCCAGUUGGGGGCCAAGUGGCAGGAGUUGCAGAAGAUACUGGACAAGGAGGCCAGCACCAAUAAGCGAUCCACAACCAUCGCCAAACUGUUUCCCGAGAAGAAUCGUUCCCUCGACUGUCUGCCCUACGAUCAUGCUAGGGUCAAGUUGGAUAAGCAGACCGAUGACUACAUCAAUGCUGCCUAUAUGAAGAACCUGAGUGUUGGAUGCCCCAACUUCAUUGUGGCUCAGACCCCGCAGGCCAACACCAUCAAUGAUUUUUGGUCCAUGAUCUGGUCGGAGAAGUCGCGUUCUGUGGUGUGUUUGCAUACCACCAAUGAGUUAUUUGAUCCCUACUGGCCUCAGGACCUGGACCAACCCACACACUACGAUGACUUCACGGUGACCUGUGUGAAGAUUCAGCAACUAAGCCAUUGCACCGAGUAUCAGCUCAAGUUGUCCAUGCAUGGAGCCGAUGCUGUGCUGGACUUGUCUCUGCUGCAGCUUAAAAAGUGGACCAAGGGAUCCCCCGCUCAACUGUUGGGAGUGGCUGAGAAUGCUUUGGACACCCAUCGGGAGCGUUGCCGGGCAGCUAAUACCCCGAACUCGCCGCUCAUCAUGAAUUGCCUGACGGGUUCGGAGCGCUCGGAACUAGUGGUCAUUGGAGUAUGCGCCAUCAUAGCCACCCAGAGCAAGCAGCCUAUUUUGAUAAAUGUCGUGGAUGUUUGGUCUCGCAUUUCCUCACAGCGUCAGAACUCCCUUCGAGAUGCCGGCAUCCUGGAGCAGUCCAUGCAGAUUGUCCUAAGCAAUGCCCACAACGUGCUAAACAAACGUGGCAUUAUGACCUCAUAUCAGAUGAAGAUGGCGCCCCAGGUGACCGCCAAGGAGCAGCAGGAGACCAAGGAUCCGCUCAACGAAUUGGAUGCACUCUGGAAGCUUAAAUAAACGACUGACAAGCUAUACCACACAUUUAAUAAUCAAAUCGAGUAUUUAAACAAAAAAAUAUUUAUAAAGAAAGGACAUUGUUGGAAACAAUUUAAAACGAGGGAAGAGAAAGUAGGG
Molecule: messenger RNA, 5659 nt
Organism: Drosophila bipectinata
Lineage: Eukaryota; Metazoa; Arthropoda; Insecta; Diptera; Drosophilidae
Gene: mop
Product: tyrosine-protein phosphatase non-receptor type protein myopic
Biological process (GO): endocytic recycling; protein dephosphorylation; early endosome to late endosome transport
Cellular component (GO): endosome
Molecular function (GO): protein binding; protein tyrosine phosphatase activity
Source: RefSeq, a predicted model, not a curated record